AUUAAGAUGUUCGGGGUGGAAUAGAUAAUCACGAGAACGAGGAGAGUUAGAAGAAAUACUAAUUGCUGUUUGGUAGAUAGUAUUACGAGUUUUAGAAGAGAAAGAUGGGAAUGGAAUGAGAAUGAAAAUAGGAAGAGGAAUGGAAUAGGGAAAAACAGGAUAAUGAGAUAGAAAUAAUGAAUGGAAUAUGAGAUUGGAAAUAAUAAGAAUGAAUAGAGAAUGGGAUUUUCAAUAUAUUAGUCGGUAGAGGAGAGAGAAUACGCGAUUAAGAUGUUCGAAUCGGUAUGGAAUAGAUAAUCACGAGAAGCAGAAGAGUUAAAAGAAAUACUGAUUGCGGUUUGAUGGUUUUUCAGAGUUAGAAGAAGAAGGGUUACUAGAAAUAUAUGUAACAAUAAAUACAACGGGUUUUCGAUACAUUAGUCGGAAGAGGAUAGAGGAUACGAGAUGGAAUAGAUUGAUUGAUUGAUAGUUUAUUGUUGAUCACGAGAAGGAGAGGAGUUAGAAGGAAUACCGGUUGCUGUUUGGUAGUUAUUAGAGUUAGAAGAAUUAUAUGGGUUACGAGAAUUAUAUAUAACAAGAAAUACUGCUUUUUGGUAAAUUAAUCAGAAGAGGAGAGAGGAUACACAAUAAAAACGAUCGGUAUAGUUUAAAUAAAUACUGAGUGUUGUUUGGUAGAUUGUAUUUGGGAGUCAGAAUUAAGAGUUAGAUGGGUCACGAGAAAGAGAAGUUAUAUACAAGAAAUAUUGAAGUUUGGUAGAUACUGAUUAGGAAUUUGAACAAGAGGAGAGGAGGAAUUAGUUAUAAGAAAUGCGGAUUGCUUAAUGGUUGCUAUUAGGAGUUAUUAAAGAAAAUGAAUUAUAUGAAAUACUGAUUUUCGGUAUAUAUGAAAAGUCAGAGAAAAAGAGGAGUUGCAAGAAAUACUGAUGCAUAUAAGAACCCAGUAAAACAUGAAAAAGAAUGAGAAGGCAGCUCGAACAUACCCGCCCAAGCCAGAGCCACGGUUACGCCUCGGGACGCAAUGUUUACCUCCCACCGCCUCUUCAACCAAGACCAAGACCAACAACACUGAACCGAGAAAACAAUCUAUUAUAACAAAUCUGGACGGAAAGGAACAAGAGUAUCAGGUAACUGCAAACCAUCAGACAGCCGCAGAACAGCUGAGGAAUAAACCAGUGUAAAUAAACAGAGAAAAAAUGGAAGGUUUAAAGUGCGCCGUUACAAAGACGGAACUCGGCUGUCAACACAAGAAGAGGAGCCCCGCCGCUGCCCCGCCGUAGACUCCGCCGUCCAAGGAGAAGGCCACGAAGGCUCCCCACACCCCGCCGCGCCGCCCCAUGCUGACCCCGCCUCGCCGCCCUGGCCGCUGACAACAUGGAGAUAGUGCCGUUCCUGGCCGCGGUGGGGCUGGUGCACGCCGCGCUGUACUUCACCGAUCAGUUCCUCAAGAGCUGCAUGAACGUGCCAUACAUUUACUUCCUGGAGAAUGUGGGGCUGUGGGUGAAGCCGCUGCAGCUGCACUGGUUCACCACCGCCUUCAACCGCUCCGUCACCAAGUGGGCGCUGUGGAGGCCGCGUUUCUUCAGGGCGUGGUUCAGUGUGGGUGCAGUGGUGGUGGGUCUGCUGCUGCUGCCCUCACUCUUCCUCCUCAUCAGCGGCCUGGCCAACCACCUCAGGCCGACACAGGUGCAGGCCGUGGCCACGCUGCAGCCCAUGGUCCCUGGGCUGAAUAUCCCGAUGCAGGAGCUUCCCUACUACUUCGUCACGCUCCUGCUCGCCUCCAUCAUCCACGAGGCCGGACACGCCUUUGCUGCCGUCCAGGAGGACGUUCGUGUCAAUGGCUUUGGCUUCCUCCUCAUGUUCAUCCUGCCGGGCGCCUACGUUGACGUGCCCACUGAGGAGAUCCGCGCCCUCACACCCUUCAGGCAGCUCAAGGUCCUGUGUGCGGGGGUGUGGCAUAACAUUGUCCUUGUGUUGGCGGCAGUGGGCCUGGGUCUGUCCGCGCCCUACCUACUGCAGCCUCUCUACUACCAGGGCAGGGGGCUCAGCGUGAUUGCCAUGACCCAGGACUCCCCGGCGAGAGGGUUGACAGGGCUUGAGGUCGGGGACGUGAUCACAGCCGUCAACAGGAAGGCGGUGGUGAGCGUGGAGGAGUGGCGCCGCGCCCUCACAGCCAGCGCCACACAGGACCAGGCCGGCUUCUGUGUCCCCGAGGCUGUGGUGCACGACCAUGACGAGACUGUGCAGCAUGCCUUCGAGGGCCUGGAUGGGUCGGUGCAGUGCUGUGAGGGGGACAGCGAGGCCCACCUGUGCUUUGAGCUGCUGGAGAACAGGGAGGCGGACGUGGGUGUGGCCUCCAUGCACCCGUUCUCCUGCCUCCCUGCCCGCCUUGCCAUCUCCAAGAGCGGCGAGGCGUGCGUCAGCUCCGCCACAUGCCCCACGGACACUCACUGCUUGGCGCCCUCCCUCAAGAACACAACACGACUGGUCCAGAUCAACCGUGGGGCGAGGGACGGCAAUGCGGGCGGCGGGGGCGGAAUCGGAACAGAGCAGGAGGAUGUGCUGUACCUCGGGCCGCCAGCGUACCUCUACCACACUGUCACCGUCACGAGCUAUGUCUCCAAGUACUCGUUCCUCUCCGCGUCCUGGCCUAACACGCUCGAAAUCUACUGCGACUACAUGGUAAAAUUUUCCGGGGCCUUGGCGGUGCUGAACAUGGUGCCGGUUCUGUAUCUCGAUGGGUACUGGAUCUUCGGGGCUGUCAUUGACCUCUUCCUGGCGGGGCGCUGCGACAACGUGACCCGGAAAGUCGUGCAUGUGGUGACGACUCUCUUGGGAAGUGUUCUGCUCUUUGCUAAUAUCGCGCUAGGGGUGUGGAGCUUGUUGUGAGGGAGGGAGAGUGUGUAGGCUUGUUAGAGGGGGUGUGUAGCUUGUAAGGUGUGUGAGGGUGUGUGUAGGCUUGUCAGAGGGGGGUGUAGCUUGUGUGUGUGUGUGUGUGUGUGGGAGUGUGUAUGUAGGCUUGUGAGAAGUGAUUUGUAGCUUGUAAGUGAUGUGUAUGUAUGUCUGUGUGUAUGCAAAGUUUCACAAGGGUAUGACAAGACUACAAGAGGUCAGUCAGUAGUCUAAUAUAUCCUAGUAAGUCCUUGUAUGUAUUCUAAGGCUGCAGGAAUGAAUGUAUAUGUGUGAGUAUGUGUGUGUGUGUGUGUGUGUGUGUGUGUGUGUGUGUGUGUGUGUGUGAACUUGUGAGGGGAGGGAAGAGUGGGUUUAAAGAAAGACUGUCAGAGAGAGAGAGAGAGAGAGAGGUUGUAAUAUAUGUAAUGUAAGGGAGAAUAUAUGUGUGUUUGUGUGUGUAUGUAUAUGUUGAAUGACUGUAAAAUAUAUGAUGUGUGUGUAUAUAUUCUGAAGUUGUAUGUGUGUAUGUGUGUGGAGUGUACUGUGAAUAAGUUACGAGUGUGUGUGUGUAUGUGUGUGUUAGCGACGGCGUAUACUUCUGUAAAAAUACGAAAACAAAUGUACAUCUAUAUAUAUCGAGACCUUAUUACUGUAUAUGUAUUCCGAGGUUACGUACAAGAGGUGAUCAUCUAACGUAAGACUAAGCACUAAUGUAUAUAGCUCCUGCCACUGUGAGAAAGAUUGUGUACUGGGUGACAACGGCAAUGGGAGGGGACCUGAUUGUGUGCCAUGAAGGGGGAGGGUGAGGAGGAGGAGGAGCAGUGUUAAAAAAGGUAAAGAUGAGAAGAGUGCGUUGAGAAGUAGUCCUUGUUCUCUGCCAUGUUUUGCUGAUUAUAAGAAAGGAUGAAGUUAACCCAUCCGCUGUGACGCACGGAUUUCGCCCUCACUGGUAGCCUGGUAACAUACACUCCCAGGUCUUUCUCUGGCUCUGUGGUGGAUAGUGGGGUGUUUCCCAUGUGGUAUUGGUGUGCUGGAUAUCCCUUCACUGGUAGCCUGGUAACAUACACUCCCAGGUCUUUCUCUGGCUCUGUGGUGGAUAGUGGGGUGUUUCCCAUGUGGUAUUGGUGUGCUGGAUAUCCCUUCACUGGUAUCCUGGUAACAUACACUCCCAGGUCUUUCUCUGGCUCUGUGGUGGAUAGUGGAGUGUUUCCCUUGUGGUAUUGGUGUGCUGGAUAUCCCUUCACUGGUAGCCUGGUAACAUACACUCCCAGGUCUUUCUCUGGCUCUGUGGUGGAUAGUGGAGUGUUUCCCAUGUGGUAUUGGUGUGCUGGAUAUCCCUUCACUGGUAGCCUGGUAACAUACAGUCCCAGGUCUUUCUCUGGCUCUGUGGUGGAUAGUGGAGUUUUUGGUAUUGGUGUGCUGGAUAUCCCUUCACUGGUAGCCUGGUAACAUACACUCCCAGGUCUUUCUCUGCCUCUGUGGUGGAUAGUGGGGUGUUUCCCAUGUGGUACUGGUGUGCUGGAUAUCCCCUCCCAAGGUGCAGGACUUUACAUUUUUCUUCACUGAAUUGUAGCAGCCACUUUUUGUUCCAUUCCUGUAGCUUGGUGAUGUCUUCUUGUAGGAAAUACGCAUCCAAGGGGUUAAAGAGGAGGAUAGACUUGGAAUAAAUGAAAGAAAGGAAGGAUUGGACAGUGAGAGGGGUGACACGCAAAGAAAUGUAUAGUGCAUUGUUCCUCAUUUUCUGUCCAUAGUCUUUUGGAUGUAUAGAAGGAUGGCAUUAACAAGGACAGUGUGUUGGGAUAUCAGGAAAUCAAAAAGGAUGAGACAGUGCAAGGGGUGACUUAUGCAAGGAAGUGUAUAGAGAAACAUCCCUUGUACUCUUGCAAUGCUUGUAUGGGUGUAUAGAAGGAAAGGAAAAUUAUACCACAAAGAGAGUGUUGAAAUGUAUGAAGGAGAGAGAGUACGGGGCAGUGCAAGGGGUGACUUAGGCAAGGAAGUGUAUAGAGAAACAUCCCUUGUACUCUUGCAAUGCUUGUAUGGGUGUAUAGAAGGAAAGGAAAAUGAUACUAGAAAGAGUGUUGAAAUGUAUGAAGGAGAGAGAGUACAGGGCAGUGCAAGGGGUGACUUAGGCAAACAAGUGUGUAGAAAAAUAUCCCUUGUACCCUUCCCAGUGCUUUUAUGAAUGUCUAGAAGGAAGAAGUUAAAGAAAAGGACAGUUUGAGAGGGAAGGAAGGGACAGUGAGAGGGGUGACUCACAUAUCCAAGGAAAUGUAUAGAGAAAUAUCCCUUGUACUCUGCCCAAUGCUUAUAUGAGUGAAUAGAAGGGAAGGAAACUUAUAUAUGAAGAGCAGAUUGUUGAAGUACCAGAAACACGGGAAGAAUGGAACAGUGUGAGACAGGGCGAUUGACAUAUGCAAGCAAGUGUAUAGAGAAACAUCCCUCGCCCUCUGCCAUUGCUGGAAAAGAUGUAUUGAGGGGUGAUUUUAAUGAUAAGGGUAGAAAGUUGAAAUACGUGAAGGAGAGAGAGGAAAAAAUGUGGCUGAGUGGUUAGCGUGCCAGCCUCGGAUUCGCUGCGUUGUCCAUGAUGUGGGUUCGAAUCUUCCGCUAACCACCUGGGAUUCUUCCGUCACCGCCGAGUGGCCUAAGACUACCCACAUGCUGUCCUGAAGACCACUCAUCAACCCGGACUCUAGAAGAAGCUGUACAGUGCAAGUGAAAUCAAGAAUGAGCUCCGGGGGUCAGCAUGAGGCCAAUAAUAAUGGCGCCACUAUAAACAGUUGCCUGUGUCGUGAUGGGCUCGGGUCAACCAUCAGGCCUACCAGCGCUAUCGGUCACUUGUAAAUAAAAAGGAAAAAAAAGAAGUGUCUAGAGAAAUGUCCCUAAUCGCCAAUGCUUUUAUGAAUGUAUAGAAGUAAAGGAAGACAUUGAUAAAAAGGAGAGUGUUAAGAUACAUGAAGGAAGGAGAGGAAGAAUGGGGCAGUUCAAGGGGUGACUAACACAAGGAAGCAAGUGUUUAGAUUAAUGUCCCUAAUCGCCAAUGCUUUUAUGAGUGUACAGAAGUAAAGGAAGAUGUUGAUAAGCAGGAGAGAGUGUUAAGAUACAUGAAGGAAGGAGAGGAAGAAUGGGACAGUUCAAGGGGUGACUGAUAUAUGCAAGCAAGAGUAUAGAAAAACGUCCCUAAUCACCAAUGCUUUUAUGAAUGUAUAGAACCAAAUUAAGACGCUGAUAAAAAGGAGAGAGUGUUAAGAUACAUGAAGGAAGGAGAGGAAGAAUGGGGCAGUGCAAGGGGUGACUGAUAUAAGCAAGCAAGAGUAUAGAAAAACAUCCCUAAUCGCCAAUGCUUUUAUGAAUGUAUAGAAGUAAAGAAAAACACUGAUAAAAAGGAGUGUUAAGAUACAUGAAGGAAGGAGAGGAAGAAUGGGACAGUUGAAGGGGUGACUGAUAUAUGCAAGCAAGAGUAUAGAAAAACGUCCCUAACCGCCAAUGCUUUUAUGAAUGUAUAGAACCAAAUUAAGAUGCUGAUAAAAAGGAGAGUGUUAAGAUACAUGAAGGAAGGAGAGGAAGAAUGGGGCAGUGCAAGGGGUGACUGAUAUAUGCAAGCAAGAGUAUAGAAAAAUGUCCCUCGCUGCCUCGUGGUAAGCAGUGCAAUCGUGUCCACUGUAAUAUAACGUCCUCUAGUCUGCUCACGGUGCAUCCUGGCGGUGUUGUUAGUGGUGGUGAUGAUGGUGGUGGGGUUGACGGAUUACCUGUGAUGCUGUGUGGUGGAGCGUGUCACAGUAAAGCACAAUAGCUAAUUUUAAGUACACUACAGAUACCAUUGAUUAAGUAACUUAGUGUAUGGCUGUCCGGUGAUGGUGGUGGUGGUGAUGGCAGAACCCUAUACUUACUUUUUUUAGCUUUGUUUUAAUAUUUGAUUGUGACGUGGAAGUGAAUGUUUGUCUAUAACAUUAAGUGCAUAUGCCGUUGAUUAAGUAGUUAAGUGGAUGCCGGGUGAUGGUGGUGGUGAUGGCAGAACCCUAUACUUACUUUUUUUAGCUUUGUUUUAAUAUUUGAUUGUGACGUGGAAGUGAAUGUUUGUCUAUAAUAUUAAGUGCAUAUGCCGUUGAUUAAGUAGCUAAGUGGAUGCCUGAUGAUGGUGGUGGUGACGGCAGAACCCUAUACCAUAACUUCCUUUUCUUAGUGUUUUUUUUAAGUGGUUGAUUGUGAGUGAAGGGAAGUUUGUCCUUAUAAUGGUUCUAUCAAUGGGUAUGUCACUUGAUAAUUGUGUGUUCCCAUGUUGCUUUUUGAAAUGGUUGAGUGUGACAUGAAGUAAAUUUGUUCCUAAAAUGUUUCUGUUAACGCUUAAGGCUUUUGCUGAUCGUGUGUUUUUAUAUUGCGUUUUUACAUGGUCCAUCGUAACGUACAAGUAAAUUCGUCCUCAAACUGGUUCUGUUAAUGCUUAAGUAACUUGUGGAUUAUGUGUUUUUAUAUUGCUUAUUUAAAUGAUUGAUCGUGACAUGCAAG
This is a messenger RNA of Eriocheir sinensis (Chinese mitten crab), 7392 nucleotides long. RefSeq names its product membrane-bound transcription factor site-2 protease-like (gene S2P). The record is from RefSeq and is a predicted model, not a curated record. Gene Ontology annotation, cellular component: cytoplasm; membrane. The transcript has 10 exons. Gene Ontology annotation, molecular function: protein binding; metalloendopeptidase activity. Gene Ontology annotation, biological process: membrane protein intracellular domain proteolysis; regulation of response to endoplasmic reticulum stress. Bases 1372 to 2886 code for a protein of 504 amino acids. Lineage: Eukaryota; Metazoa; Arthropoda; Malacostraca; Decapoda; Varunidae.